UGUUGCGGCAGCAGCAGGCCCGCGAGUGCAUGCUUGCACAUCGAACGAAGCAACUACGUGCUAGGGUGCACAAAUAUUCCCGUGUUGAUACAGCCCUGGGAAAGUGACCUCCUCGUAAAGGCCCACCCGUGCGCUAGCGGCGGCUACGAAGCACCACCAUCCACAAGGUCGACUACAGCAGUCAGGACCGACAGCAACAGCUAUUAUAGGGGCGCAGCAACUCGGCCAUUCUCCGGUUCGACCACAACCAACGAAGAAUUGACGACGACGAUGGCAAAGAUAACGACGACCACAAGGACGGGGGUAGAGUACUCUGGCGACGUGGGGGCUUGCGACUUCGAGGCAACGGCGGAGGGUGACGGGGUGACCGGCCUCGCUGCAGGGGCACCAGUGAGGACAGUAACGCCACCAGCGGCGGUGACGGCAGCGUCAGCUGCAGCAGGGGGGAAAGCUGAAGUAGAACUUGCACUAGAGGGGAACCUUGCAGCAGAACGAAAGAGGACGGAGAAAACGGACACUAUGAACACAAUAGGCAACACAAGAGCGUCGAAGGUCAUUGCGCGGCUAGCGACGCAAAAACCCGUGACCCCCCCGGGUGCGGUGGCAAUGGCGGCGGCAGCGGCGGCAAAGCUUCAGCUGAAGGCAAGAGGGUCACCCACUUCUUCUCGCCGCUCCACCUCGGCUUCUUUGUUCUCCACUUACCGUUCGCUCCUCGCCAUGCCUGCACUGGAUGCACUCAAUAGGCGGGUGGAGAGUAAUGCUUCCCCGGGAGGGGAUGCCGGGGUGUUUCCUGCCGCAAGUACGGCCGCCAGCAACGCCGGGGGCGGGGUCAGCAGCUUCGGCCGCUCGAGGAAAAACGCCAACAGCGGCAUCAGUGAGGAGGGCUGGGCUAACAAUUCGGGGGGAUUUGGGGGCGGCGGCGGGGAGGGCAACGGAGACAGUAGCGGCCAUCAAAGAGGGGGGGAGUCGGGGGGCGCGGGGGGGAUACUUCGGACUAGCGAUUCUGCGACGCAGUGGAAAAGCUUUGACUCGGCAACGAGCGAGGUGUCGUUGCGUAAGGGGAAUACGAGUGACGAGCCAGGACGACGACCAACGGCCGAAGUGGCCUCGAUGGAGUCGCCGCAGAGCAUGCUUCUGACGUCCGAGGAAAACAACAUCAUGCGUUUGCCCAACUACAGUUCGUUCAUGCGCCAGCAGGAAAGCCUUCAGGCUCUGCUGGUGGAUAUUCACCAGGACCCGGACGGCUUCACGGAUUUUGUUGAGGCUCGGAGAAGCGAAAUCAACCCGGUAGGGGAGGCAAGCGUUUCGAACGUCACGUCGGCGCUGGAGAGCUUGUCCGACUACACGAACCUUACGCAGAUCGGAAGUGGUCGAUUUUCCGUGGUUUUUUACGCCGAAUCGAAGAGGACAGGACGACCGUGCGCCAUCAAGCGCAUCCCGCUGGCCGACCCGCAGCUGGAUGAAGGGGGCGGUGGGGGGACAUCACCCUCGCCGCGAGACGCACAGGCAGAAAAGAGCACGGCCGUAGCGGCAGCAAACACAACGGCAUCAACAAUAGCAACGAAAGCACCAGCGACGCCAGGGGUGGUGACGGCGGAGGAGUUUGGGGGGUUGGGCGAGGGCGUGGCGGGGGACGGGGAGCGGAGGGGCAACUUGCGCAAGUAUAUGACAUACGAGACAUGCGUGAAGGAGGUUGGGCUCUUGAAGAACCUGGCCAGCCCGAAUAUCGUCAAGCUCCACACAUGUUUUCUCGGCCACAACGCGUUGUGGGUGGUGAUGGACUGGAUGGACGGUGGAGACCUCAAAGGCACGGAAGUUUCGGUGGUGUUGUUCGAAGGGGUUGCUGGUAUGGGUAUGUCUUGGAGACAAGUGAUAGCAGUUGAGCUACGCCAAUACACCGACCCCACUUCCUGCUCUACUCCAAAAACCACCACCGCCGCUUCAGGAGUGCUGAGGCGCACGAAGCAGUCGGGGCGACGACUGGACGAGAUAACCGUGUGGGGUUACUUCACCCAGAUCUGCGACGCGCUGCUUCACAUGCACGGGGAGCGGAUCAUCCACAGAGACAUCAAGCCCGCCAACGUGUUCGUGUCUCGCGAUGGGAUCGUCAAGCUGGGGGACCUGGGGCUAGGCCGAUACCUCAGCGCCCGUAGCGUGUUGGCCAUGUCCCAAGUGGGCACCCCCCUCUACAUGAGCCCCGAGACGCUUAAGGGCCAGGGCUACGACAUGGGUUCGGAUAUCUGGUCCCUGGGCUGCGUCCUGUACGAGCUGGCCCAGCUCGAGUCGCCUUUCGCGGGCAAGCACCUCACCAUGAAGACCCUGUUCCGGAAGAUCGUGCAAGCGGAGUAUCCGCCACUGGACUGCAAGACUUACAGCCCGUGCUUGACCAACCUGGUGGCCCAUCUCCUCAUGCCAGACCCCACCAUUCGCCCCAGGAUUGAAUUGGUUCAUCAAGCGGCUCAGCUGGCGUUUGAAGCAACCCUCAAAGGGAUUGAGAUACGCUCCGGUUCUGUUUUCGAUUGA
Ectocarpus sp. CCAP 1310/34 is the source of this 2523-nucleotide messenger RNA. The record is from the annotation of a GenBank genome assembly. Lineage: Eukaryota; Phaeophyceae; Ectocarpales; Ectocarpaceae.